CGCGUUGACCUCUGUAUAAAAGACCCGCGUCGCAGUGAGCCGACGCCAUUUGUCUGUGGUUUGUUAUCGUGACAAGUUUGGAGAGCUGCAUCACUAGCUUUUCUGAACAUUUUACGAGCUACUUUGCUGUUAUUUUAACGCCUAAAUCUUUAACUCAACAAGAAAAAUGCGUGAGUGCAUCUCUGUCCACGUAGGUCAAGCCGGUGUCCAGAUCGGUAAUGCCUGCUGGGAAUUGUACUGUUUGGAGCAUGGCAUCCAGCCUGAUGGUCAGAUGCCAUCUGACAAAACCGUCGGCGGAGGAGAUGACAGUUUCAAUACCUUCUUCAGUGAAACUGGAGCUGGCAAACACGUACCCAGGGCCGUAUUUGUAGACUUGGAGCCCACUGUGGUAGAUGAAGUCAGAACCGGCACAUAUAGACAGCUGUUCCAUCCAGAGCAGUUGAUCACAGGAAAAGGUGAAUUGGCAUAGCAAUUUUGAAUGUUGUAAUUCUGAAAUGUGAAAUAUUUAAACACAAAAACCAAUAUUAAUAAAAUCAUUGUUACAGAGGAUGCCGCCAACAACUAUGCCCGUGGUCACUACACAAUCGGCAAGGAAAUUGUUGACUUGGUACUGGACAGAAUCCGUAAAUUGGCUGACCAGUGCACAGGUCUACAAGGUUUCCUGAUCUUCCACUCUUUUGGUGGAGGUACUGGCUCCGGUUUUACAUCACUCCUCAUGGAACGUCUCUCUGUCGACUAUGGCAAGAAAUCCAAACUAGAAUUCGCUAUCUACCCAGCCCCGCAGGUCUCAACUGCUGUUGUGGAACCCUACAAUUCUAUCCUGACCACCCACACCACCCUGGAACAUUCAGACUGUGCUUUCAUGGUUGAUAAUGAAGCUAUCUAUGACAUCUGCAGGCGUAACUUGGAUAUUGAGAGACCCACCUACACGAACUUGAACAGACUGAUUGGCCAGAUCGUCUCCUCCAUCACCGCCUCCUUAAGGUUCGACGGUGCCCUGAAUGUGGAUCUGACCGAAUUCCAGACCAACUUGGUACCAUACCCGCGUAUCCACUUCCCUCUGGUCACCUACGCCCCAGUCAUCUCGGCCGAGAAGGCGUACCACGAGCAACUGUCCGUGGCCGAGAUCACCAACGCCUGCUUCGAGCCGGCCAACCAGAUGGUGAAGUGCGACCCACGUCACGGCAAAUACAUGGCCUGCUGCAUGUUGUACAGAGGCGAUGUGGUGCCCAAGGACGUGAACGCGGCCAUCGCCACCAUCAAGACCAAGAGGACCAUCCAGUUCGUCGACUGGUGUCCCACCGGAUUCAAGGUCGGCAUCAACUACCAGCCACCUACUGUCGUGCCCGGCGGUGAUUUGGCCAAGGUACAACGUGCCGUGUGCAUGUUGUCGAACACGACGGCCAUCGCCGAGGCUUGGGCGCGCCUUGACCACAAAUUCGACUUGAUGUACGCCAAGCGUGCUUUCGUCCACUGGUAUGUGGGUGAAGGUAUGGAGGAAGGCGAGUUCUCCGAAGCUCGUGAGGACUUGGCUGCCCUCGAGAAGGACUACGAAGAGGUCGGCAUGGACUCCGGUGAAGGCGAGGGUGAGGGAGCCGAAGAAUACUAAACGGAAGUUUGUCACCUAACAUCAAGAUGCAACUUUACCAAGCAGAUUCCAUUUUUUUACUGUUAUAAACUACAAGCUUCAAAAGUCUGAUUUUUUUUCAAUAAAUUUUUUAUUUCCGUCUUACAUUCUGGUUUUAUUUGAGC
Acanthoscelides obtectus is the source of this 1752-nucleotide messenger RNA. The record is from the annotation of a GenBank genome assembly. Lineage: Eukaryota; Metazoa; Arthropoda; Insecta; Coleoptera; Chrysomelidae.